Molecule: messenger RNA, 717 nt
Organism: Centrocercus urophasianus (Greater sage-grouse)
Lineage: Eukaryota; Metazoa; Chordata; Aves; Galliformes; Phasianidae
Gene: CFAP77
Product: cilia and flagella associated protein 77
Exons: 6
Coding region: 1-717 (238 amino acids)
Source: RefSeq, a predicted model, not a curated record
AUGGCGGGGCCCCCUCGGCGCCCCCUGAGCCUGGCGGAGGUGGCAGCGGGCAGCGAGAACGAGCGGCUGGGGGUGGCCCGGGACAGCAUGCUGCGCAACCCGCGCAUCCUCAAGGCAGAACUGGGAAAGCCUCUGAGAAACUGCUAUACACUGCCAGGCUUGGAUUUUUCAUACGGGCUGUACAUCGAAAGGACAGAUGGAGGAGUCCCUGAAGCAAUAGGCCACUGGAACACAAUAAAGCCUAGGAAGAAUUUAACUCAGAAUAUGCCCCGAGACUUCAUCACCAUGAACCGUGGUGCUCUGAAGGCUGGGUAUACCACAGCCCGGGAGUUCAACUCGUACUACAAGGCCAAGGACAUUCGGUGCAAAGACGACGAAUACAGCCGCUUUAGGAGAUCUCCUCCUCAUGUACCUGCAGACAGGACCUAUGGCAUCCCAGCACGGCCUUCCACUCCCCUGUUUGACCUCCUGCAACACAAAUACAAGGAGCUGUGGAUGGAACAGCAGAGAGCACGGACCGCAGCGCUCCGGCUGGAGAAGACAAAGACACGGAAGGACAAAGUGCGCGACACCCGCACCACGCUUCUCCGAAAAAACCCAGUGCCUCCAAAGGAGGAGUCCUUUUGGCACCUGCCCCACCUGGAAAAGGUCGGGCCUCAUCUCAGUACUUUUCCAGACUGUGAUGCUCGUAAGAAGGCGCUCAGUUCCUCCCAUUGA